AUGUCGGUUAUUUUUGGAAUCCACACCCAAAUUACCCUGGAAAAAUUGGCCUACUUUGAAAGAGACUAUACUUUCUUGACUCACAAAAAACUUGUGAGUGAAACAACAACUCAUUAUGUUGGACAAUCUAUUAAACAACUUUACGUGCUUAUUUUGGGUCUUGAUGUUUUGGGUAACCCCUAUGGACUUGUUCUGGGUAUUACCAAGGGCGUGGAGGAUCUUUUCUACGAACCCUUCCAAGGAGCCAUUCAGGGUCCAGGUGAAUUCGCUGAAGGUCUUGUGCUAGGUGUGCGCAGUUUGCUGGGACACACUGUUGGUGGCGCCGCCGGGGCUGUUUCAAGAAUUACAGGGGCAAUGGGUAAGGGUCUUGCGGCACUCACGUUUGACAAAGAUUAUCAAAGAAAACGACGUGAACAAAUCAAUAAGAAAUCCACAUCCGCGCAAGAACAUUUGGCCAGAGGUGGAAAGGGCCUAGUAAUGGGUGUAUUUGAUGGUGUCACCGGAGUUUUUACCAAACCAGUAACAGGCGCAAAAGAAGAGGGUGUUGAAGGAUUCUUUAAAGGACUGGGUAAAGGUGCUAUUGGUUUGGUAGCCAGGCCCACUGCUGGUAUAGUGGAUUUUGCAAGUACAUCCUUUGAUGUAGUAAAAAGGGCUACUGAUUCUCUAGACGAAGUGAAACGAUUGCGUUACCCAAGAUUCAUUGAACAAAACGGUCUCGUCAAACCCUACAACAAUAGAGACGCAAAGGGUCAAAAAUUACUAUCUGAGUUGGAAAAAGGAAAAUAUCAGUUAACUGACGUGUUUAUCUACUUCCAAGAAAUAUCCAAAAAGGAAGUGGUUAUGCUAACUGACAAACGUCUUGCAUAUAUUAAUUAUAAUGAUGUUUUUGCACAGUGGCAGAUCGAUUGGUCUUACACUUGGCAAGAACUGACUACCCCAGCCAAAGUUAUUCCUAAGGGAGUAUCCAUAACUACCUCAAGUGGCAAAAAGAAGCUCUUUAAGUCGAACGAUGCGAUGGUAAGAACUAUCCACCUAACAGACCCGCGUUUGCAAGAGGAACUAGUUACCCAAAUUGAAGCUCUUAGAGGAGCCGCCUAGACAGGUUUUUACACUUUUUCGGUAACAAAAUUAAUUAUUCAAAUUUCUUAGACUUAGGUUUUCGUUUUUAUGCACAAACUACUAGUCACGUAUGAAGAUAUUUUUUUUGUUACUAUUUUAGGAUUUUGUAUACUUGUUAUUUUAUUUUAUUUUUGUGCACUAUUUUUAUUUUCUAUAUUUGCAUACCCAUAGGCUUGUGACUUUUAUACUGUUUUUACAGCGCAAAUAAAUUUUUGCAAAUUUACAUACCUACAUUUUGGAUGUUAUGUUAUUAAUUUUAUGGAUUUUAUACAAGUUUUUACUGUGCAAAUAAAUAUUUUAAACUUACUUACAUUUUGAAUGUUAUUUCUUAAGAAUAUUAGGACAAAAAAAUCAAUAUUUUAGCCUAAUAUAUAAAUAAAGCUC
Molecule: messenger RNA, 1503 nt
Organism: Brassicogethes aeneus
Lineage: Eukaryota; Metazoa; Arthropoda; Insecta; Coleoptera; Nitidulidae
Source: the annotation of a GenBank genome assembly